AUGUUCUAUACUAAGAAGAUAGAAGAUAACGAAAUGAGCAAAAUGGAGGUUGAUAAUAAUUUAAACAACGAUUUGCCUUGGGUUGAGAAGUACAGGCCGAAUCAGUUAUCUGACGUUGUCAGCCAUACGGAUAUAAUACAAACGAUUUCAAAUUUCAUUGAUAAAGAGCGCUUGCCGCAUCUUUUGUUCUACGGUCCACCGGGAACUGGUAAGACUUCUACUAUCCUCGCAAUUGCCAGAAAAAUCUACGGCACAAACUAUAAAAGAAACGUCUUGGAGUUGAAUGCUUCCGAUGACAGAGGUAUUGAUGUCGUACGCGACCAGAUCAAAUCGUUUGCUCAGACGCGCACUCUGUUUUCAAAUGGCUUCAAGCUUAUUAUACUCGAUGAGGCUGAUCUUAUGACACAGCAAGCACAGGGUGCUCUUAGGAGAAUAAUCGAGCAUUAUACACCAACAACGCGGUUCUGUAUAAUCUGCAACUACGUAAACAAGAUUACUCCUGCCAUUCUAUCGAGGUGCACUAGAUUCAGAUUUUCACCUCUCCCUAAACAGCAUUUACAUGCCCGCUUAACUGAGGUUGUUGAUAGAGAGGCAGUUGAAAUUGACGAAGAUGCAAAAGAUGCUUUGCUGAAUCUCACUAGAGGUGAUAUGAGGCGUGCUUUGAACGUCCUUCAAGCGUGUCAUACUGCUUGUGCGCCAGAGAAGAUUACAGCGGAUGACGUAUUUAAUGUUACAGCAUCACCGCCACCAUCAACUAUUGAAUAUCUUAUCAAGAGUAUGAUGAAUGAUGAUAUAUCCACCUGUUAUCAGCGCGUACACACUCUUAAGAGGCAGAAUGGACUUGCCCUGCAAGAUAUUAUAACCGGUGCUUAUGAAUACAUACAGCAAAUUGAAUUCCCAAGGGCUACACGAUUGCAUUUAUUAGAAAAUCUUGCUGAAAUAGAAUACAGGUUGUCUACGGGAUCUUCAGAAACAAUACAGCUCAGUGCACUUAUCGCUUCGUUCAAACUGGGAAUUGAUAUUGCAGCAAAAGAAACUUAA
Molecule: messenger RNA, 1041 nt
Organism: Wallemia ichthyophaga EXF-994
Lineage: Eukaryota; Fungi; Basidiomycota; Wallemiomycetes; Wallemiales; Wallemiaceae
Product: Replication factor C subunit 3
Exons: 3
Coding region: 1-1041 (346 amino acids)
Biological process (GO): DNA repair; DNA-templated DNA replication
Cellular component (GO): Elg1 RFC-like complex; Rad17 RFC-like complex; Ctf18 RFC-like complex
Molecular function (GO): ATP hydrolysis activity; ATP binding; DNA clamp loader activity
Source: RefSeq, a predicted model, not a curated record